Molecule: messenger RNA, 1966 nt
Organism: Paramisgurnus dabryanus
Lineage: Eukaryota; Metazoa; Chordata; Actinopteri; Cypriniformes; Cobitidae
Gene: naa50
Product: N-alpha-acetyltransferase 50, NatE catalytic subunit
Biological process (GO): mitotic sister chromatid cohesion
Cellular component (GO): NatA complex
Molecular function (GO): acyltransferase activity, transferring groups other than amino-acyl groups
Source: RefSeq, a predicted model, not a curated record
UUUGGGGUGAUUUUAUCAAGAAGACCUGGCAACCAUCGGCCCCAGCACAGAGGCAAAUGCGGACUGCUUAGCUCCUUUGCUAGCAACAUACAUGUGGAGGGGAUCACAUCCCAAACUCUGCCCAAUUUCCCCUUUAGACCGCCAAAUAUCGCCACCUUCCCCUGUAGCCCUCACAACAAACGCGUUUUCUUCAACAUGAAAGGCCGGAUCGAGUUGGGGGACGUUACUCCCCACAACAUUAAACAAUUGAAGCGUCUGAACCAAGUGAUAUUCCCUGUCAGCUACAAUGACAAGUUUUACAAAGAUGUUCUGGAGGUAGGAGAGCUCGCCAAGCUAGCGUACUUCAAUGACAUUGCAGUCGGUGCCGUGUGCUGUAGAGUGGAUCAUUCUCAGAACCAGAAGCGACUCUACAUCAUGACAUUGGGCUGCCUAGCACCUUACCGCAGACUUGGCAUAGGAACAAAAAUGCUGAACCAUGUGUUGAACAUUUGUGAGAAGGAUGGCACUUUUGACAACAUUUACCUUCACGUGCAAAUUAGCAACGAGUCUGCAAUUGACUUCUACCAGAAAUUUGGCUUUGAGAUCAUCGAGACAAAAAAGAACUAUUACAAGAGAAUAGAGCCUGCAGAUGCCCACGUUCUUCAGAAAAGCUUACGUAGCCCAUGUGCGCCCCCCGCAGGAGAGCUACAGAAAGCCGACUAGGGGUUGAAGCAGACUCGGAUUGGUCUAUUCCCCAAAUGGAACUGUAACAGAUGCCCCAGGGUUGACACACUCACCACUUUUUUCAGAGGACAUUUGAGACAGAAAAGUCAAUGACAUAAUUGCUGCAUUUAUUGUGCAAAAACCGUAGUCCCCCCAAAUUUGCAUUUUUUGUUUGUUUAUUUAGAGAGUUGAAAUUAAAUGGAGGUUUUCAAGCAGAAUCCAUAAGUGCUCCAAAAAGCUGCUGACUGGUGAAGGUUAUGUUUGCAAAGCAUACUGUUCGCAUUUGUUUUAGAUUUGUUUAAAGGUAAGGGGACAUAGCUUUGCUUGGACAAAACAAUAGAACUAAAGAGGUAAAGUCUUUCUCAAUAUGACAGUUGCUGACUCAAGAUGUCCCACCUGGCAGACCUUGGAGUAAUUGUUCGAAUCGUCAGUCGUUGAAACCGAAGACAUGGAAUCGUCAGAACUCGAUCACCCCAAUACCAAGCCCUUGGACGCAUGGCAAGUGAAUUUACUGGUGGCUGAGACGUCCUGUUUUACCAUACAGGCAAUAUGCAAUGUUAGGGUGUUGCAUGUGAUGCAACGUCUUCUGUGAUGUCAGCCGCCUCAUUCUGUCUCGAGGAAAAGGAGCACAGAGCCCCCUCGAACAAGAGAGUGGGGUAAACUAUUUGGGGGUUAAGGGGAGUAAACUCCACUUGUUUGUGAAUGUUUUUUUCCAGCCCAUUAUUUAAAAUCCCCCAUUUUUUUUUAAUUGUGGAUUGAGUCUGAACUUUUUCUGGGGUUUGCUAUAAUGCUGCUGGUGAGAUGUAAUGCUUUUAGAUUGCAAACAGUAAUGGCUUUUAUGGGCCUUGACGGUUGUGUUGAAUUUGGUGAAUGUGGUUCUGUAGUUAUUUUUAAACCACCAAGUUAGAGUUCAGUACUGUUUGAAAGUUUUCAUCUGAGUGUUUAUAAAUUUGAAUCUUAGUUUCUCACACUUGCAAGCAGAACCAAACUAAUUCUACUAAUGUUACGUUUCAGUGAUGUUCACUGAUUACCACCUGUUUCCCAUACACAAUGUGGGAGUGUUGCUACAAGUUAUUUAUAUGGGACUUAAAGAUCCAGAUCCCAGGAAAAGCCCAGACUCAGUGCAUGCCAGGGGAGACGUGCCAUCUCCAUUGUAGUUAAAGCAUGUUUUUGGUUCCUCCUUUCUUUGAAAAAUUUUAUCUUUUUCUGGAGCUCUAUAUUGUAUGACUUUUAAACCUCUAAAUAAAAAAUACUAUUUGCAUUA